AUGGAUACUAUUGCCAUCCACCAGGAAAAUAGCAGUACAAAUUUGCUGGUCGGUGCAUUUGGAGUGAGUAAAGUUGUGGCCUACAGGUCAAGGCCAGUGGUCACGGUGGACGCUCAGCUGAUUUUGACACCCAGAAUUCUCAAUCCUGAGGACAAGUCCUGCCGUAUGCCCAAUUCUGAUGACAUGGUAACCUGUCUGUCAGUAAAUGUGUGUGCAAAGAUCUCUGGGAUUGGUAUUCCUGAUUAUGUAGCUCUAAGAAUGGACCUGCAGCUGGACUGGCUGAAGCAGCGUGGAGCAGUUAAGAGGAUCUUGUUCAUGGACUCUCACCAGCACCAGAGAACCCAACAGUUGGUUCUGGGUCAAGGGGACCGCCAACAUUGCCACAACUACUCUGUUUACCUGCGGGAUGAGGGAGAAUUCAGAGAUAAGCUGAGUCCUAUCAGCGUGACACUGAACUACAGUCUGGACCAGAACUCCCCUCCACCUGGCCUCCAGCUGCGGCCCAUUUUGGACCACUACAGCAAGACCUUCCACCAUGAUCAGGCAAACAUCCUGUUGGACUGUGGGGAAGACAACAUGUGCAUCCCAGAUCUCAAACUUUCUGCUAAAAUGGACCGGACUGAACUUAUAAUCGGGGAUGACAACUUGCUUAUGUUGUUCAUUAAUGCAGCCAAUGAGGGUGAGGGGGCAUAUGAGGCGGAGCUUCAUGUGACCCUCCCACCAGAGGCGGACUAUAUUGGUGUGGAGCGCAGACGUGAGGAUCUUCAGCGGCUGAACUGUGAGCACAGGACAGAGAAUGAUACCAGAGUUGUGGUUUGUGACCUGGGAAACCCAAUGGUGACUGACACAAACUUGUCAGUUGGUUUACGGUUUUCUGUACAGAGGCUGGAAGAUGCCCCUCCUUCCAUUGGCUUUGAGCUGCAGAUACACAGCUCUAAUAAGGACAACUCCAGAAGCGUUCCAGUGAAUUUGACUCUAAGCAUUGCAGCGAGAGCACAGGUGGAGAUCAGAGGUGUGUCUCACCCAGCUCAGGUUGUUUUGCCUUUUCCUCGAUGGGAACCCAAAGAGAAACCUGUGAGAGAGGAUGACGUCGGCCCUCAGGUUCAACACAUAUAUGAGUUACAUAAUAAGGGUCCAAGUUCAAUAGGCAGGACUGUAUUGGAGGUGGGAUGGCCCAGUUGGUACCGUGAGGAACACCUCCUUUAUGCCCUUCAGAUCAUUACUGACGGACCUGUUCACUGCAGUGUUAACGGCUCCCUAAACCCGCUGAAGUUAGAGAACUGCUCAAAUAUCAACUGCCUGAUGGUGGAGUGUGUUGUGGAACGCUUGGAUCGAGGGCAAAGCGCAGUGAUCAAGUUCAGAUCUCGACUCUGGGCUCACACCUUCUUACAGAGACGGAAUGACCACUACACGCUAAACUCCACAGUGUCCUUUCAAGUGAUGUCCAUGCCUUAUCGGAUCAAAGCUGAUUCACUCCCACACCAGAGCAAAUCAAUUGGCACAUUUGUGGUGUGGGCCAUUCCUGAUGUUUCUUUUGCCAUUCCCCUGUGGGUAAUAAUUCUGGCUAUACUGCUAGGUCUGCUGGUGCUGGCUAUGCUUAGCCUAGCAAUGUGGAAGUGUGGCUUCUUCGAUCGGGCGCGGCCACCCAAAGACGAUGACGUGUCAGACCGCGAGCAGCUGACCUCAGAAAAAUCCACAGACGCGUGAGAGCAGAACUGAUGACAAUUAUGAAUUAAGAGGUCAUGGGAUGAAUCACCAUGAAGAGAGUGGAGGGGCUAUGUCCAAAGGUUUCGGUAUCUUUGUAGAAGACUACAGAUCCAAGCCUGUAAAUAAACUACAGCUCUCACACUGGACUGCAAUCUGUGAGCUGGGCCACAGUACCACUCAAAAACAUUUCUAAAGCUUUAUUUAAAAUGACGGAAGAGCAAGAACUAUGGAUGUUGCACUCUGAUAAAGCUGCAAUAUCCACAAGAUCCAAAGUACAAGACUACAGGCUGAUCAAUACAAUCCCAAAGAUUUAGAUCUCACUCUCUGAUCAACUCCAUCGACUUACAUUGAAGCACAGUGAUAAUUUUUGACAAUAUAUUGUUUAAAACUUCCAAUGGAACUUAAGAUCAUAUCUUCUCAUCGCCAGCUCAGCACAAGAUCUGGAUCAUCCCACAAUAUGCUUCACAUUGGCCACGUACACACUGCAGCUGAAUAUGGAUUCACUCCUCUUUUAAGACAUUUCUGAUAUUUCUUUCAUUUCAUAUUUAAAUAUCAAACACCAAACAAGGUUAAACUGUUCCAUAUUUCAUGUUUACAGCCGAGGGAUUAUUACUUUAUUAUUAUGAUUAUUACUGUGGCAGUUUCAGGAGUGACUCCUGUUUUAUGUACACACACAGAACAAUAAUUUAGGAGAUUCACACCCACACUUGUAUAUGGUUGUCACUCUCAAAACUUUGCAGUGUGUAUUAUAUGGCCAUUUUUAACAGAGUGCUUAAAAGUAACACAGAAAGUCACAUACUGUAUGCAAAUAAUUAAUGUCACCUACAAGUAUACUUUAUGUAUUGUCAGAAAAUUAUUGAUGAUGGUGUAGUGGUAAAUUCUGCGAUCUGACUAGAAUCUUUAUGCUUACAAAGCUGGUCUGUUGCAUCAUCAGCCCACAAUGUAGUUUCACAGCAUUGUCUCAUUUCACAUGCCUUGUCAAUGAUUGUACUGAUUACAUAUUGAAGCUUGUAAAAGAAUAGCUCACUACGUAUAAAGAUAGGGAUGGGGGGUUAUGAGCAGAUAUAAAUUAUAUGUGCAAUAAUGGGACAUUUUUGAGUUGAUAAUUUGUGUGUACACUGGCUCCAAAAUGUUUAAAACCUGAGGUUCAGGUUGUUUUGUAUAUAAAGGUAAAAUACUUAUUUGUCAGGCUUUUUCAGAGAAUAUUUCUUAUCCAAACUAAAGGGAACAACAAUAUUUUGUCUUUCAGUGCUCUAAAUGCAUCGAUAAAUCACCAAUAAUGUCAGAUGACUUGGGCACAUUUAUUUCAUCUAUUGGGAAUUCUUCUUUUUUUUUUUCCUUUCCUUUUUUUUA
Messenger RNA from Sinocyclocheilus grahami, 3060 nucleotides. RefSeq names its product integrin alpha-8-like. Bases 1 to 1707 code for a protein of 568 amino acids. Gene Ontology annotation, cellular component: external side of plasma membrane; integrin complex. The record is from RefSeq and is a predicted model, not a curated record. Gene Ontology annotation, biological process: cell-matrix adhesion; integrin-mediated signaling pathway; cell adhesion mediated by integrin. Gene Ontology annotation, molecular function: integrin binding. The transcript is spliced from 17 exons. Lineage: Eukaryota; Metazoa; Chordata; Actinopteri; Cypriniformes; Cyprinidae.